Messenger RNA from Pseudomassariella vexata, 1014 nucleotides. Its product is annotated as vitamin-D-receptor interacting mediator subunit 4-domain-containing protein. Gene Ontology annotation, molecular function: transcription coregulator activity. The transcript has 2 exons. Gene Ontology annotation, biological process: regulation of transcription by RNA polymerase II. Lineage: Eukaryota; Fungi; Ascomycota; Sordariomycetes; Amphisphaeriales; Pseudomassariaceae. Bases 1 to 1014 code for a protein of 337 amino acids. The record is from RefSeq and is a predicted model, not a curated record. Gene Ontology annotation, cellular component: mediator complex.
AUGGACAUACAAGUCGACCUUCGGUUCGAUCGCGUAGACAAGGCGCUGACGAACCUGAUCGACUCGAUCGUCAAGUACAAUACGUCCGCGCAUCAGGGGAAUGAGCUGGUCAUUGCUGACAAUGAGCUCAGCAAAGGAUUGGAAGAUGUACAAAAACACCAACAGAACUACGCGCGCCUCGAGAAUCUUCGCAGCAUCACCAAAUCACUCGACACUCAGAUCAAGGAGACGUUGACUCUGCUGGCGCAAACACGCAAAGAACUCUCCAGCACGACGGCUACUGUCUACCCUAGUGGAUCGCAUUACCCCAUUGACUACAGCGAGCUCCUCACCGUUGCCCGGCGGAUAUCCAGUACCACACUCCCGCGGCAAAGCGUACUCGACAAGUACCGAGCCGAGCAGGCCCAACAAGCCUUAGCAGCAGAGCAAGCCGACAAAGUCCAACAGUCCGGCGGUGCUGAGACAACGGCCACGACACCAGCCAGCACCCCCCAAGCAAACGGCGUAGCUGUCGUCAAUGGCCCGGCAUCCCAGCCGUCGCAAGCAGACCCUUCCUCGCAGCAGAUCACCACCUCCGCCGGGACCAACCUCCCCGAACAUCUCAUCGCGCAUCUGAACCCUCGCGCCAGCGAGGAAUUUAUCCCCUGGCCGUCGGAGCAACACGUUCGCCGCGGCGCGCUAGCCGAACUGGCGCAUCUAGCCGCGCAGGGCAUCGCGGCCGAAGGCUACGACCCCGCCGAGGAAGCGGCGCGGAAGCUGCGCGAAGAGGAAGAGGCCAAGGCGAAGGAGGAGAAGGAACGGCUUGAGCGGGAAGAGGCGGAGCGCAAGAUGAGGGAGCAGAGGGAGAGGGCGAGGAAGGAGGCAGCGGAAAGGGCGGAGAAGGAGGCUGCUAACUGGAGAAGGGGGAGUGUGGUCGGUGGGCCGGCUUCGGCGGGACUGAGUGCAGGAGGUGCGGCAGCGGCGGGGGAGAAGAAGCAAUUUCAAUUUAUGGAUGAUGAUGACGAGAGUGAUUAG